Molecule: messenger RNA, 1548 nt
Organism: Ficedula albicollis (Collared flycatcher)
Lineage: Eukaryota; Metazoa; Chordata; Aves; Passeriformes; Muscicapidae
Gene: AMIGO1
Product: adhesion molecule with Ig-like domain 1
Exons: 3
Coding region: 24-1463 (479 amino acids)
Biological process (GO): brain development
Molecular function (GO): protein binding
Source: RefSeq, a predicted model, not a curated record
UCUCCGCGCUGCGUAUCCCCGUCAUGCCACCAUCCCGUCGCCCGUGCGCGGCCAUGGAGCCGCUGUCCCUGCUGCUGGCGCUGUCCCUGCUGUCCCCGUGGGGCUCUGCCGGGGGGAGCUGCCCCCCGCGCUGCGUCUGCGCCUCCAACCUGCUGAGCUGCUCGCAGGCCAACCUGAGCGCGGUGCCGGCGCCGCUGCCGCGCUUCGCCGCCGUGCUGGACCUGAGCCACAACAACGUGACGCGGCUGCGGGCGGACUGGGCGCCGGCGCGGCUGCCGCACCUGCACGCGCUGCUGCUGAGCCACAACGGGCUGGCCUUCGUGUCCACCGAGGCCUUCGCCCACGUGCCGCGCCUGCGCCACCUCGACCUGUCCUCCAACCGCCUGCGGACGCUGGACGAGAACCUGUUCAGCGACCUGGGCGAGCUGGAGGUGCUGCUGCUCUACAACAACGAGAUCAGCACGGUGGAUCGCACGGCCUUCGAGAACCUGGGCCGGCUGCGCAAGCUCUACCUGGGGCAGAACCGCAUCGCCCGCUUCCCGCUGGAGCUGCUGCGGGAGGGCAGCCGCCCGCGGGCCGGGCCCGCGGGCGAGCUGCAGGCGCUGCCCGCCUGGCUGCGCGACCGCCUCUACCUGCACAACAACCCCCUGGCCUGCGACUGCCCGCUCUUCCAGCUGCUGGACCGCGGCCGCCGCCGCCACCUCAGCGCCGUGGAGGAUUUCCAGGACGAGCUGCGCUGCUCCCUGCCCGGAGCGACCGCUCUCGUCAAGAUCCUGGAGCUGGCGGGCAAGCAGCCGCUCAACUGCAGCAAGGCGCAGGAGGCCGUGCUGGAGGCGCACCUGGGGGACAGCGUGACGCUGGGCUGUGACAGCCGCUGGCAGGGCGUGCGCAGCCGGCACUGGGUGACGCCGGGCGGGGAGCGGGUGCUGGGGGACGGGGGCAAUGGCAGCGUGGUGCUGCUGGCCAACGGCAGCCUUCAGCUGCGGGCGCUGCGCCCCGAGGACGCCGGCACUUACUCCUGCUGGGUGGCCGGACCCCUCCUCAACGAGACCCUCUACGUGGAGCUGCUGGUGCACAACUUCACCCUGCACGGCCCCCACGACACCCUGAACACGGCCUACACCACCCUGGUGGGCUGCAUCCUGAGCGUGGUGCUGGUGCUCAUCUACCUGUACCUCACUCCGUGCCGCUGCUGCUGCUGCCGCGGCGCCGAGAAGCCGCCGGCGCCGCGCGACGACAGCAUCAACUCCUCGGUGCUGAGCACCACCCCGAACCACGCCGGGGGCACCGGGGAGCCCUGCGGGUCCCACCCGGCCCCCGGCGCUGGCGCAGGGCAGAACGGCAGGUUCAAGGGCGGGGGGAGCCCCCCGCUGCCCGCCCGGCAGGGCCCCAAGGCGCAGAGGAAGGUGUCGGAUCCAGACUCGGUGAGUUCGGUCUUUUCCGACACGCCCAUCGUGGUGUGAGGGGACGCUGUGGGGACAGUCCCCAGGGACACCCCGUGUCAGCCACUGCAAGCUGUCCCUGGGCGGGAGGGGGGUCCCCAGCUUG